This is a messenger RNA of Mastomys coucha (southern multimammate mouse), 8656 nucleotides long. RefSeq names its product synaptic vesicle glycoprotein 2C (gene Sv2c). The transcript is spliced from 12 exons. The record is from RefSeq and is a predicted model, not a curated record. Gene Ontology annotation, molecular function: transmembrane transporter activity. Gene Ontology annotation, cellular component: membrane. Bases 101 to 2284 code for a protein of 727 amino acids. Gene Ontology annotation, biological process: transmembrane transport; chemical synaptic transmission. Lineage: Eukaryota; Metazoa; Chordata; Mammalia; Rodentia; Muridae.
UCUGUUCUGAACCAAGAGUGGAUGAUGCUGUUGCAGCUGAGCUGCUAAGCACUCUCGGUGGACACUUUCCUGCUGCGCCUUGCCCAUCGGCCAAGACAAAAUGGAAGACUCCUACAAGGAUAGGACUUCACUGAUGAAGGGUGCCAAGGACAUUGCCAAAGAGGUGAAAAAGCAGACAGUGAAGAAGGUGAACCAGGCAGUGGACCGGGCCCAGGAUGAAUACACCCAGCGGUCCUACAGUCGGUUCCAGGAUGAAGAUGAUGAUGAUGACUACUACCCACCUGGAGAAACCUACAGUGGGGAGGCCAAUGAUGAUGAAGGCUCAAGUGAGGCCACUGAGGGUCACGAUGAGGAGGAUGAGAUCUAUGAAGGGGAGUACCAGGGCAUCCCCAGCACUAACCAAGGGAAGGACAGCAUCGUGUCCAUAGGACAGCCCAAAGGAGAUGAGUACAAGGACCGCAGAGAGCUGGAGUCAGAGAGGAGGGCUGAUGAGGAAGAACUGGCCCAGCAGUAUGAGCUGAUAAUCCAAGAGUGUGGGCACGGCCGUUUCCAGUGGGCCCUUUUCUUCGUCCUGGGCAUGGCUCUCAUGGCAGAUGGCGUGGAGGUGUUUGUGGUGGGCUUCGUGUUACCCAGUGCAGAGACAGACCUAUGCAUACCGAAUUCAGGAUCCGGAUGGCUAGGCAGCAUAGUGUACCUCGGGAUGAUGGUGGGGGCGUUCUUCUGGGGAGGACUGGCAGACAAAGUGGGAAGGAAGCAGUCCCUUCUGAUUUGCAUGUCUGUCAACGGAUUCUUUGCCUUCCUUUCUUCAUUUGUCCAAGGUUACGGCUUCUUUCUCCUCUGUCGUUUGCUUUCUGGAUUCGGGAUUGGAGGCGCCAUUCCCACUGUGUUCUCCUACUUUGCUGAAGUCCUGGCUCGGGAGAAGCGGGGUGAGCACCUCAGUUGGCUCUGCAUGUUCUGGAUGAUUGGCGGCAUCUACGCUUCUGCCAUGGCAUGGGCCAUCAUUCCCCACUACGGGUGGAGCUUCAGCAUGGGCUCAGCCUACCAGUUCCACAGCUGGCGUGUCUUCGUCAUCGUCUGUGCGCUCCCGUGCGUCUCCUCUGUGGUGGCCCUCACCUUCAUGCCAGAAAGCCCUCGGUUCUUGCUGGAGGUGGGAAAGCAUGAUGAAGCCUGGAUGAUUCUGAAGCUAAUUCAUGAUACCAACAUGAGAGCCCGGGGCCAGCCGGAGAAGGUCUUCACGGUAAAUAAAAUCAAGACUCCCAAACAGAUAGAUGAGCUGAUUGAAAUUGAGAGCGACACAGGAACAUGGUACAGGAGGUGUUUCGUUCGGAUCCGCACAGAACUGUACGGAAUUUGGUUGACUUUCAUGAAAUGCUUCAACUACCCAGUCAGGGAAAACUCCAUAAAGCUUACGAUCGUUUGGUUCACCCUGUCCUUUGGGUACUAUGGACUGUCUGUUUGGUUCCCUGAUGUCAUUAAACAUCUCCAGUCGGAUGAGUACGCACUGCUAACUAGGAAUGUGCAAAAGGACAAAUACGCAAACUUCAGCAUUAACUUUACCAUGGAGAACCAGAUCCACACUGGGAUGGAAUACGACAACGGCAGAUUCCUUGGAGUCAAGUUCAAAUCAGUAACCUUCAAAGAUUCAGUGUUUAAGUCCUGCACCUUUGACGACGUGACCUCAGUCAACACCUACUUCAAGAACUGCACGUUUAUUGAUACCCUUUUUGAUAACACAGAUUUCGAGCCCUAUAAAUUCAUAGACAGUGAAUUUCAAAACUGUUCAUUUCUUCACAACAAGACGGGAUGCCAGAUUACCUUUGAUGAUGACUAUAGCGCCUACUGGAUUUACUUUGUCAACUUUCUUGGAACAUUGGCAGUGUUACCAGGAAAUAUUGUGUCUGCUCUCCUGAUGGACAGGAUCGGGCGCUUAACAAUGCUAGGAGGCUCCAUGGUGCUCUCAGGGAUCAGCUGCUUCUUCCUGUGGUUUGGCACCAGUGAAUCCAUGAUGAUAGGCAUGCUGUGCUUGUACAAUGGACUGACCAUCUCAGCGUGGAAUUCUCUCGAUGUCGUCACGGUAGAACUGUACCCCACAGACCGGAGAGCAACCGGCUUCGGCUUCUUGAACGCACUCUGUAAAGCAGCGGCAGUCCUGGGAAACUUAAUAUUUGGCUCCCUGGUCAGCAUCACCAAAGCAAUCCCCAUCCUGCUGGCUUCCACCGUGCUCGUGUGUGGAGGACUCGUGGGGCUGCGCCUGCCGGACACACGAACCCAGGUUCUGAUGUGACGUGACAAAAGCCAUUCCUUUCUCCCCACCAUGGGUCCGUCUUAUUGCCUGACUCAAGGCUUCAGAGUUUUUAUGUAUAGAAAGGUGGCCAAGUAUCAGAACACAAACUUUUGCUGUGACGUAACGUGUAGCUGCGAAGUGUCUUACCCCUCCAGUGUGAUUUGCCGGGUUUUUUUCCCCAUGCAUUGUAUGUUAUCUUUUCCUAAUUGUGAUGUUCCUGUUUGCCAGUGCCCCGUGGAAGUGUUCCUAAAAUGUCCCAGUUGACCAGGCUUUCCCAAGGACUAUAUUCACCAAGAAUCUAAAAAGCCUAUAAAAAAAGAAAGAAAGAAAGAAAGAAAGAAAGAAAGAAAGAAAGAAAGAAAAGAGAAAAAGCAAAGCGUAAGAACUAGACCCUGCUUCUGACACUCUAUUAAACAGGCAGCCUAAGUUGGCAUAAUUGAGUUUGUGCUGAGGAAAGGGAUUUCUUUUUCUUUCUUUUUUUUUCCCCUACAGAGUGAUAUUUCCUGUUUACUUAGAAAGAGGCCAUCCAGCCACUCUAGCUGUUACAGCAGGGUGUUCAAGAAAAUUGCAUGACAUCAAACACUUCCGGGCGGGGCUCUUCCAGGCAGGAAAAUUAAAGUGAUUUUGCUAACAAGAAAAAUUUAAAGUCUGCCCCCAAUUGGCAACAAAACCCUACUUGAGCUGCAGAAGUCAGAUUUUGAGAUAGAAAUGGGUAAGAAAUCCACAACCAAAGCCAUUUGGAAGUGCAGAAGGGAGCCUCUCUCAUAACUGUCCCUUGAGGGUCAACACCACCUACCCUCCUUUGACCAACUGCCCACUGUCACUUUUUAGCCCAAAUCUCCAUAGCAGGUCAUGUCCUUCCAGCGUCCCCAGGCUGUAGGCUCCCAGCCUUGUGUCUGGACUGCUUCUGAGCCUGCCUGCUCUCCCAAGCAACCCUCCCAGCAGGCAGGCAGGCAGGCCAGCGUUUCCUGAUGGGUGGAGGUAUCUGUUUUACCUCUGGAAUCUUCAUGAGCAUGGAAGGAGGGGUCAGCAGGACUUUCCCACGGGCCAGCUGUGAGCUCAAUGACCUUCUAGUCUCUUGUCGGGUGCCCCUCCCCCAAGCCCAUCCUUUUACACAUCUUUGAAAUCUGAAGCCUCCUUGUAGAUUUGCAGCCUGUGAUAACAACCAGCAUAAGGCCCGUGUUUAAACAGCAUUCUCUUUUUAACUGCCUCUGUCUUGUUGGAGCGGGGAAUCCUCUUUGCUUACUUUAAGCUUUUCUUGCAUGACCACAGCCCUGGGGCUUCCAGCAAAAGGAAACUUCUGUUUCCACGAGUCAUUAUGUUCAGAGAUGGCCCAGCUCCCUGGAGGCCCCUCUGCCUGGCCUCCCUUCCCUGAUCCCUCCUGGAGCUCAAAUUCUGUGAAAAGCUCUUUGAUUAACAUAAGCCAUUAAUCCACUGUCCCCAUCAAGUCAUGCGGGCUUGGUGGAUGGGGCAGCCUGGAGUUAAGAUGGGAAGCUGCAGAGAGGAAGUGGUUCCCUGCAAAUAAUGUGAGCCAGGACAUCAAGGCUAGGAGAGCAAGAUCUGCAGAGCUGACCAGAGCAAAGAACACCUUAGAAGCAUGAUUGAUUUGAAAGACACCACCAAGGCAGGGCCAGGACAGAACUCACUUCUGUUUCUCAUCCUGGGAAACAAACCUGUAUUUCCAAAGCCUAAGAAGGUUUCUCUAUUCUUUCUCCAUGCAGGCCCAUUUCUCUCUCCUAUUUGCACCAUGAUUGUCUUAUUUUUAAAAAGACAUGUUUGAGGCCCAGAGCAGAUCUUUUGGUUGAACAUGGCAUGCAACAAAAUUGCUGCAAAAGUAAGAUGUGAAUCCCUAUCUCCCCAUUCAAAAGAAAAACAUACAAAUACAAAGGCAUUGCUCUCUCUACGCCAGCAUGGUGUGGUAGUGAUCUUCCUGGGUAGUCUUUACCCUCAAAUUGUCUCUGCUCCCUGUUUUAUAGUCUAGCUACAUAAAGUACAUUCCAAACUGCAAGACAUAGUUAUUCAGAAUUUUAUCUGGACACUGGGUUGGAUCAGCCUGGGGUGAGGACCAUCUACCAUCUGUCCCCUUCAGAAGAACUGUUUCUGUCAGCUACCACAUGCUUCCCAGGUGGUCCAAGAGGAAACUCUUCUACAAUCUCCUAGACAACCAGUGGUCACAAAACCUUCUUGGUCACCAUCUUGCCCACUUCUCACACAUUUCCCUCAGCCUCUUCACUGUGUAUAACCUUCACUCUCCAUGACAGUACCCUUGUUACUUCUCAAAUACAUGCUGUGGCUUGGUCAGGUAUAACUAGAGGUUAAGAUACAACCGUGAGAUUCGACAGAAGCCCCAGUUAUGUGAGUGUCAGGGCCUUGACACCAGGGUAGACAUCUGUUAUCCCAUGCCAUCCAUGUACAGGAAAAGGAAAUUGAAAGCUGCUUCAAAAGUGAAACAGCUCCAUCUGCACCUGCAUUUUGAACUCCUCUUCUAACUAAAAUCCCCACCGUUGCUCUACAGAAUCAGUCCAGAAUGCUCCCAAGUUUUAUUAUCUCUGAGUCUAUAGGACUACCUUUAUCUUAUCUGUCUUCUGCUGAUGGGCAGCCUACCUUACGUAGCUCAACAUACUUGAAAGUAGAGAAUAAGCAAGUCCAUAAGGAGGGCGGGAGUUUGCUUGGGAAGACCUCAUACAAUAGGCUAGAGCAGUUGUCAUGUUGUCUAUGACCACCCCCUGGGAUUUUAAGUGUUUCUCACUUCAGUGCCAUUGCUAUCUACCCAGGGAAUGGACCCCUGAAAGACACACUGCAGUUAGAAGACAAACACUUGGAAGCAGACCACACACAGCUGUAUCUUAGAGUCCCCCAUCCAUCUACUUCACCAUUGCCUUAAAUGGAUCUAGGCCAUCAGGAACAGUGCUUCUCAAUGAUUACACAUAAAUUGAUAGAUGGACCCUCAUUUAGAAAUCUCAUCCAAUCAGAGCUCAAGUUUGCACCAAAAUCACACUUGCAUUCAGAAUAUCUUAGGAGAUCAAGGGGGAAGAAGGGGUGUGACGACCAAGGGGGAGUCCAGUGUUCCAUUGAUAACGUUCCAGCAAUGAGAUUAGUGCACCUGGGAGACAUUCUAAACUCUAGGAUUGUUUCCAGAGCAUUCCAUAGGAACACUUUCUGCCAACCACAAUAGAAUAUGAUAUUCUCCAAUUUGUGUCUACCGUAUAUCAAAAAGGCUUUUCCCUAGUUCUUCAUCAAGAUGCCUUACUUGUUCUGGUACAAAAGGCUCUGAAACCAGGAUGCCUAGAUUUGAUUUGACCUUCACCUGGAACUGUAGACAAUUAACAUAUAGUUUGGGGCCCAGUGGCUACAUAUCAGGUUUCUUUUAAAUCCCAUAUUGUGCCAAACACAGUUACCAACUACCCACGAACCCCCUCCUCCACCCCCACAUAGGCCUUCUGGGACAACAAACAUCCACACAGUGGAGCGCCCUGAAGUGGCCUAUGUGUUUGUUCAUGUUUGCAUUCUGCUGACCAAAGUGUCUAUUUUAGGUAAAAUUUCUCUUGUAAUCUGACAAAAGGAAGUUGUCAGGAUCUCUUAGCCAUAUUGCAUGCUCUUUCCCUGUUUCAGGAAACUGGCAGCUCUCCAUGUACUGGUCUGUCGCUUUCACUCUUGACCAUCCCAUUGUCCUAUUCCCCUGUCAACAGUCUCUUACCAACCACACGCAAGCCAUCAAUCAAUGGGGCUUCCCUACACUUUUCUCAACACCCAGAUGCAGUUUAGUAAGUCCAGCAUUUCCAGCCACAGGGUACACAGCCUAUGUGUCUGUUAGGUCGCUGAUUAAAUCGGUAGAGCUGGGUAGAGGAGAGAGUUGGGUAGAGUACAUAGGUCUCUUCUUUCACAUGCUUUUUGGGCUAAUACCAUCUAAGGCUUGGCCUCCAGUAGGUGCUAGGUGUUGAGGCACUGGACUGUAUGCAGAUAUUUAACCCUUUACAGUGUUUCUUUGAGAACACAGAGCAGGGAAUGACAGAAAAGAUAGUCUCAUAUCUUGUAUUAGGUCUCUAUCAAUAUCUUAUUUUUCCAAGUUUUGAACAAGUUAUAAUCUACAACAAACAGGUAGUACAAGAACUAUGCAUGACUGGGGAUUACUUGAGACAGAAUGAACCGCCUCUAGGUAGUACUAAACAGUACUUAAACACACACACACACACACACACACACAUUCAUGUCUAUGUUUCUUUAAAUGGUCUCAACAGGAAAUUGCACUAAGAUAUUGAUCAAAGAAGAAACGGCAGCAAAGAUAGCCGGUACCUUGCUGGAGAUGUUUGUGUCUCCAGAGCUGUUCUUUACAGGGAGCUAGGCAGUAAGUGUGUCCCCUGUAGGCAUGCUAGAAGCUUUCUUUCCAGGGCCUUAGCAUGCCAGCGGUCAGCCUCUAGUCCAACCCUCCUCAGGGUGUUUCCUUUCUGAUGGUAGAGAUCUGUGGCCCAGUCAUACUGUCUUGCAGACUUUCCCCUUCUCUUGCCUCUGCAGAUAAACCACCCAGAAAACGGGUCCUGACCACAGGAGGCCAGGGAGUUUACUGGUUCCAGUUUGAAAUAGAUUGCAGGGUUGUUCCCAAGUGUUUUGAAGCUGCAAUGGAUCUUUGAGGAUCUAGAUCGUCCAAGGAAGUAGGGCAAAGAGAGAGUAUAGUCUCUGGCACUCGUAAGUACUCUAAGUACCUACUCAGAGCUGAAGGCCAGAUGCUUAAACUACAACCAUUGCCCAUCCUUGGCCUGCCCUACCAUAUCUGCACGGCCCCUAGAGCUAAGAAAAUCAGGAACUAAGAAGAAACAACAGCUUUCAGCCUUUGGUUCAAACUCAGAGAAGUUUCUACACCAAGCCGAAUACCAUCCCUGACAGCAAGAAGAUAGUGCCCCUGAGGAGCUCCCAGGUCCUCUGAGAAAGACUGACCAGCCUGACAUACAGGAUAGUGCCACCUAAAUCCAGCCAUGGCUGGGAACAGGCUCAACCUUGUUCUGAGAGCCAGUGGCUUAAGUUUCAGAAAUUUUAAAAGGCAGUAAAGAAAUGUAGCCGUCAUUACAAUUAAAUCAGUUAUUUUUUUAAAACAAUAUAUAUUCAAAACUCAUCACUUCCUACUUAUUUUCUACAUUUUUUUUCUAUUAGCCAUUCCCUUGAGGAAAGUAAGAUAUGCCUAUUAUAUCUCAAUUUUGGAAGUACUGUAAUAAUGGUGUCCUAUUGGAUGUAUAUUCCCAAUGACAGGGUCAGUGACAUUAUGCUGAGCUCAUCCACAGUGGUAACAGUUACAGCAUGGAAAACGACAAAUGCUACGAGUCAGACUCCUCCUACCCCUAUGUAACUCCAGGCCCUGGUAAACAUUCGCCAACAUAUCACUAUCUGAAGCCAUUUAGUCAUGAAGACUAUUUAGCUCCCCAUAACUGGGCAGUAGCGUGCUUCCCUAGCAUGCAUGGGGCUCUGGGUUUGUUGGGGAAGGAGCUUGGGCCUCCUAAUGUACAGAUCCAGGCCAGGUGGAGUUGAAUGUCCCCUUGGGCUUGUGAGUCAGCAUAUCAUUACUCAGAAGUUCAAGGGAAGGAAAGAUUUAGGAAGUGCUCAUGUCAAUACUCAAAGGCUUCUUUCCACAUUCCUAAUUGGCUCAGACUGGGACCAGCCAUGCAGAGAACCCAUUGGCCUCUGGGUGUUGUUCCUUCAGGGAGAAUUGCAGUAAGUUAGCUAUUACACGUACUUUCCCAAAUGUAGUUUCAUAUUCUCUGCCUGACCCAGGAGUACAUUGAACAGACUAUGUGCUCUUAGUCAGGGUCUAGCCAAAGGAAAGCUCUAGAAGAGGUACACUUCCACUCGGACUAUAACCCCACCCUGCUUUUGGCAACUCGAUCUUAGCAGUGGUCCUGUCCUUGGUUUGGGUGUGUGAGUGUCUUGGCGUUGUAUCCUUUCUCUUUUCUAUAUUCAGUGCUCUGUCUGCUGUCCCACUGUGUGAUCCAGUCCCCCUGUUGUAGUGUAUAUCUGUGCUGCAUGUGUGACCCUCAGUAAUUCCCACGUCAGCUUUCUGGAGUCUCCAUCAAGUUCCACCAACCCUGCUGUGAGUUCAUCUUUCUGGUAUGCUCCUUUGUGUCUCGUUUCUGAUUGCCAAAAUGUUGGGCCAAAUGCAUUUUCACCAAAUGUCCCGAGACGGCCAUGUGUAUCCUUGUGACAGGGCAUGCUCCGUGUGGGAUGGCUCGUGUGCAGUGUAGAUCUAUCACAUGUGGAAGUGUGUAUACAUUUAUAUGCCAGAUACUAUCAUUCAUGUAACAGCUGCAAAGGUAUUUAAUGUACAUCAGAUUAAUAAAAGAGCGUUUUUGCUCCAUUAUAUUCAAAUAAAGAUUGCUAUGUGACUGA